AUGCCGUUUUUUGAGGUCUAUGAAAACAGAAUUGAGCCUAUCCCCAAAGUAGAGGCUCCCAGAGUCUCUUCUUUUGAAGCUGAGGGAUGUGGAACAGGUGGUAUAUCUGAUGUUAGGAUAGUGUCACUGGAGGGAAAGAUAAAUCCCGCUUCUACUUUUCGUCUGGCAAAUGCAACACUUUCUCCUGUCAGAGUUCCUUUAUUAGAUCAAAAUUCAGUUAGAAAAAAAAGGAGUUGUAAAGAACUUUUCCUAAUGGAAAAAGAAUUAAAUUCUGUGACAGAGGAUGUUUCUUGGUGUCUCUCAGAAAUAAGCCAAUGGCUAUUAAGUAAAGAACUUGGGGAUUCACCAGAGACUAUGUUUAACACAGGAGAAGUUUUACACUCACUAGAGGAUCGUUUGAAUGAAGUCAGUCGACACUUUUAUCAUUUAACUAAUGAUAAUUCCUUUUUGGAAAAGGAAACAAUUCAUAAGGCAGUUAGACGUAUCAGUGGCAUAAAGACAUACCAUAAUAUAGUUACUGUGGCUGAAUCUAUAGCCAACAUGUAUACCGGGUUAUUGAAUGCUAGGGUUCUGCCACAGUGCAGAGUAAGUACCAUGAAACAUGCCGAAGAAAUUGCAAAACUCCUUGAUGAUAUGGAGAAAUCCGUUGAAUUUCUUAAUUCACAGGUAAACGCGUUGUCUACAGAAUCACAGAGCGAAAUAAGGAGUAUAAAGAGUGCACUGGAUUCCCUCUCUUGA
Trypanosoma theileri is the source of this 738-nucleotide messenger RNA. RefSeq lists its product as uncharacterized. The coding region runs from base 1 to 738 and encodes 245 amino acids. The transcript has a single exon. NCBI's taxonomy places the organism in Eukaryota, Euglenozoa, Kinetoplastea, Trypanosomatida, Trypanosomatidae. The record is from RefSeq and is a predicted model, not a curated record.